GUUCCAGGGGUAUUUGACAGGAGCAGCGAAGCUGCACUGGACGCGGAGGACCGCGCCGGAGCCUACGGGGAGCUGGUCAGGUCUGGACCACCCGCAGGAGAGGUCGCGCAGCAGUUCCAGCCGCGCUUGUCCACUCGGCUUUCCAGGGCCGGCGUGCCAGGGCGCCGGGUGCGGCCACUGCUCAGUGUCGCCCGUGCCCUCCGGGCAGAGAGCCCUGCCGUCCCCUGCGUGGCCACCAUGCUGCUUCCCCAGCUCUGCUGGCUGCCGCUGCUCGCGGGGCUGCUGCCGCUGGCGUCCGCGCAGAAGUUUUCAGCGCUCACGUUUUUGAGAGUUGAUCAAGAUAAAGACAAAGAUUGUAGCUUGGACUGUGCGGGCUCUCCCCAGAAACCUCUCUGUGCAUCUGACGGAAGAACCUUCUUAUCCCGCUGUGAAUUUCAACGCGCCAAGUGCAAAGACCCCCAGCUAGAGAUUGCAUACCGAGGGAACUGCAAAGACAUGUCUAGGUGUGUGGCCGAGAGGAAGUAUACCCAGGAGCAAGCUCGGAAGGAGUUCCAGCAAGUAUUUAUCCCAGAAUGCAACGAAGAUGGCACCUACAGCCAGGUCCAGUGUCACAGCUACACAGGCUACUGCUGGUGUGUCACACCCAACGGAAGGCCUAUCAGCGGCACGGCCGUGGCCCACAAGACGCCCAGGUGUCCGGGUUCCCUAAAUGAAAAGUUACCCCAACGGGAAGGCACAGGAAAAACAGUCUCCUUGCAAAUCUUUUCCGUUCUGAAUUCAGAUGAUGCCGCGGCUCCAGCGUUGGAGACACACCCUCAAGGGGAUGAGGAAGAUAUCGCGUCACGAUAUCCCACCCUCUGGACUGAGCAGGUUAAAAGUCGACAGAACAAAACCAACAAGAAUUCAGUUUCGUCCUGUGACCAGGAACAUCAGUCGGCCCUGGAGGAAGCCAGGCAGCCCAAGAACGAGAACGUGGUGAUACCCGAGUGUGCACACGGUGGCCUCUACAAGCCUGUGCAGUGCCACCCCUCCACGGGGUACUGCUGGUGUGUCCUGGUGGACACAGGACGCCCCAUUCCCGGCACAUCCACAAGGUAUGAGCAACCAAAAUGUGACAAUACGGCCAGGGCGCACCCCGCCAGAGCCAGGGACCUGUACAAGGGCCGCCAGCUGCAGGGUUGUCCUGGUGCCAAAAAGCACGAGUUUCUGACCAGUGUUCUAGACGCGCUCUCUACGGAUAUGGUCCACGCUGUGUCUGACCCGUCCUCCCCGUCCGGCAGGCUCUCGGAACCCGACCCCAGCCACACGCUGGAGGAGAGAGUGGUACACUGGUACUUCAAACUGCUGGACAGGAACUCCAGCGGGGACAUCGGCAAGAAGGAAAUCAAGCCCUUUAAGAGAUUCCUUCGGAAAAAGUCAAAGCCCAAGAAGUGUGUGAAGAAGUUUGUUGAAUACUGUGACGUGAACAACGACAAAUCCAUCUCCGUGCAGGAGCUGAUGGGCUGCCUGGGCAUCACCAAGGAGGAGGGCAAGGCAAACACCAGGAAACGGCACACCCCUAGAAGGAAUGCUGAAACCACUUCUAAUAGACAGCCAAGGAAACAAGGAUGAAAGGCUGAGGCAUCCAAGGCCGUUCCUAGACAUGUGGGAAACUCCCUCACCAAAGAGCAAUUAAAAAAACAAAAACAAAAACACAUAGUAUUUGCACUUUGUACUUUAAAUGUAAAUUCACUUUGUAGAAAUGAGAUAUUUAAACAGACUGUUCUAAUCUGUGAAAAAUGGAAAGCUGGCUUCAGAAAAUUAAUCACAUACAAUGUAUGUGCCCUGCUUUGACCUUUGAAAUCUGUGCUUGGUGGAGAUGAAUUUUGCAUGCGUUGGAGCUCCCUUCUCUGCUCCUCCACACUGUAACAGACAUCUCAGUGGGAGGCUCCCCGGCUGCAGCCACAGCACAGCACAGUCACCACAGUCCGCUGUGCUCGCGGCCUUCUGAAUUGUCUAUGGGGAGUGCCACGAUGCCACAGAAGUUUGUAACAUGCUGCUGGCCCGUUCUGCAGUUAACUGCCAUGGGUCAGUUUGUUUCUUGGGAUUUUGUGUUUGUUUUGUUUUGCCUUCCAGAGAUCACUCUCAGACCAUUGAGUUAGCAGCCAAGAAUGCAAUCGAAUUUAGUGCAGGUAGCUCCCCAGUAGGAAAGAAUAUUUUCACAUAACAAUGGUGACAGUUUGCUUCAAACUGUCUUUGUUUUUCUAUGUCAAGCUUCUGUUUGAGAGCAUUGGGCUCUAAGUGAUCCUGCUGUUAAAUUUGGAGAGAAUUGUUUCUGCUGAGGGAGUCCCGGAGGGAAGCCCUUCUUCAGGAAAGUAAGUCCCUUGUGGUGUCACUGACCGCUCAGCUCACUUGUCUGCCUGUGUCUCUCCCACACAUGGUCACUUCCCUCCACUGUGGCCUACCCCAGGACCCACAGGGAGGUAAAAUGAUCAUCUGAAGAUGUUAUGGACAGUCCCUUAAUGAGAUACAGCCAGGACUUGGGCCCCAGGUGCUCAUCUCAGCAGCAAGAAGGGCCUGCUGUCCCCACGUUCCUUUCAUUCUUUCCUGGAGGCCUCAAAGGUGCAAGGACUUAGCAACGGGAAAGUUCCUGAGAGGGAAGGGUGACAAGGGAAGGCCCACACUGUGGGCAGCAGAACUGGCCUGCCCGUGUGUGCCCCAACUGGCGGAGGUCAGCUCUCGUCCUUUGUCCCCGAGGAGCCAUUUGGAGGAUGGUCCCAGAGGUGGGUCUGGCAAGUUGAGGCUAUCUCAGUUCAGAAUUUUGAUUGGAAAAAAAAUCUUCCUGGCCCAAAUCACCCAAACUACAACAUGUGAAGUGGUGUCCGUGGAUGAGUACAGAGAAGAUACUGAAUGGGGUGUGUUAUUUGAACUGUACAAAGUAAACAAGUACAACUCAAGUACUUGUCAACAUUGUUUAAGCGACAGUUAUGAUCCUAAACUUUUUGGAUAAUCUUUUAUAUUUCUGACCUUUGAAUUUAAUCACUUUUCUUAGAUUAAAAUAAAAUAUGUUAUUAAAA
Messenger RNA from Nycticebus coucang (slow loris), 3056 nucleotides. RefSeq names its product SPARC related modular calcium binding 2 (gene SMOC2). Gene Ontology annotation, biological process: extracellular matrix organization. The record is from RefSeq and is a predicted model, not a curated record. The transcript is spliced from 13 exons. The coding region runs from base 238 to 1611 and encodes 457 amino acids. Gene Ontology annotation, cellular component: basement membrane. NCBI's taxonomy places the organism in Eukaryota, Metazoa, Chordata, Mammalia, Primates, Lorisidae. Gene Ontology annotation, molecular function: heparin binding; calcium ion binding; extracellular matrix binding.